AUGGAAAGAGGUAGUCUAGGCUUUCGCGAUCUACAACUCUUCAACCUUGCUUUACUAGCCAAGCAGCUAUGGAGACUCUUGUAUUAUCCAUCCUCCCUCUUGGCAAGGAUCCUAAAGAGUCGGUACUAUAGAAAUACGUCCCCACUCGAGGUUGAAAAGUCCAACGCACCAUCUUUCGGGUGGAGAAGUAUUAUUGCAGCAAAAGACCUUCUCAAAAAAGGACUGAGGCGUACUAUUGGGACUGGAGACACAACUUUGGUGUGGAGAGAUCAGUGGAUCCCAGCAGAACAACCCCGCCUUCCCAAGGACUCGGGUAUGUAUCAGGACCCACUACUAUUUGUCUCACAACUCAUGGAUCCCAUCUCCAAAGAAUGGAAACUUGACAAGCUGGUAGACCUCUUCGAUAUCGAAGAUAUAAACCUUAUUUUGAGUAUACGCCCAAGCCGUUUCCAGAGACCAGACGGCUUCUGCUGGACUUACUCUAAAACCGGAAGAUAUUCUGUGAAGACGGGCUAUGAAUUAGCGGUACAACUUAAAGAUCUCCUUGCCCCACAACAAAUCGUACAACCAAGUACAGAUGCCAUAAAAUCGAAGAUAUGGACGAUUAAGGCAUCACACAAGUUGAAACAUUUCGCUUGGUGUGGUACGGAGGAAGAAACCAUCAACCACAUGAUCUUUGAAUGUCCUCCGGCCGUGGAAACAUGGAACCUAUCUGGCAUCCCAAAACUUCCGGAGAUUUUUCCGAGACCCUCCCUUUUCUACAAUCUCGACUACCUCCUAUGGCGAGCGAGAGAGAAGGGAGCUACUGAAACCAGCCUAGAGCCUUUCCCUUGGAUUAUGUGGUACAUAUGGAAAGCUCAAGCCUGGAAGACUGCACAACUUACUCCAGCUCCAGUUGAGAACAACACAACCGCUGAUCAGUCCCCUACGGAAGCUACACUUGUUAUACGUCCCCGGUGCCAGGUAGACGCAUCAUGGGUGUAUAACAGUAGCUUCUUUGGAGGAGGUUUUAUCAUAGAUACCGACGAGGAUGCAGCUCAUACAGGUGGGCUCACAAGUUCACAAGUAUCUAUACCUCUACAAGCGGAGUUUCGAUCUCUCAUUUGGGCAAUGAAAAUGGUCAAACAGCUUGGAUUCUCCUCUAUGCGUUUUGAAUCCGACUGUCUUGAGCUCGUCAGAUUGCUCGAUGAUGAAGAUGAUUGGCCCUCGUUGGCCGCUGAAAUAGAAGAGUACUGUUCAACUCUUGUUUCCUUCCAAUUUUGUUCCUUAGUUUACAUUCCAUGUGUUCUAAAUGUCCGUGCCGAUGCCCUUGCAAAAGCGGCUCGAGCCCGAGAGAAUAUUUGUUUACAUGUAAACUCCACUCAGCCGCUUGAGUUAGCUACUAUAGCUAAUUCAAAUGGCAUAUCUUAA
This is a messenger RNA of Microthlaspi erraticum, 1410 nucleotides long. The record is from the annotation of a GenBank genome assembly. NCBI's taxonomy places the organism in Eukaryota, Viridiplantae, Streptophyta, Magnoliopsida, Brassicales, Brassicaceae.